AUGGCUCCUACCGCUUUGGAACAGGAGAACCACGAGCGCGAUGCGCAAUUCGCCAAGGCUCUGCACGGCAAAUCUGCUCAGGCCCAGGGUGGUUUCGCCGCCAUGCGUGGAAAGGACGCUGCCGCGCAGAAGGCUGCUAUUGAUGAAUACUUCAAGCAUUGGGAUAACCAGGAUGCCGCCGACGAGACCGAGGAAACUCGCGCUGCCCGUCGUGCCGAAUAUGCCACCUUGACCAGACACUACUACAACCUUGCCACCGACUUGUACGAAUACGGAUGGGGUACCUCUUUCCACUUCUGCCGAUUCGCCUACGGCGAGCCUUUCUACCAGGCCAUCGCCCGCCACGAGCACUACCUCGCUCACCAGAUGGGCAUCAAAGCCGGCAUGAAGGUGCUCGAUGUCGGCUGCGGUGUGGGCGGCCCCGCUCGUGAGAUCGUCAAGUUUUCCGACGCCAACGUCGUCGGUCUGAACAACAACGACUACCAGAUCCAGCGUGCCACCCGCUACGCCGAGCGCGAGGGCCUCAGCGACAAGCUGAGCUUCGUCAAGGGUGACUUCAUGCAGAUGAGCUUCCCCGAUAACUCGUUCGAUGCCGUCUACGCUAUCGAGGCUACCGUCCACGCUCCCGAGCUCGUCGGCGUCUACAAGGAGAUCAUGCGCGUGCUGAAGCCCGGCGGUAUCUUCGGCGUGUACGAGUGGCUCAUGACCGACGAGUACAACAACGACAACCCCGAGCACCGCAAGAUCCGUCUCGGUAUCGAGCAGGGUGACGGUAUCUCCAACAUGGUCCGCGUCUCCGAGGGUCUGGACGCUGUCAAGAACGCCGGCUUCGAGCUCCUGCACCACGAGGAUCUGGCAGACCGCCCCGACACCAUCCCCUGGUACUACCCUCUCGCUGGAUCUUUCAAGCACAUGUCCUCGCCCUGGGACUUCUUUACCAUCGCCCGCAUGACCUGGUGGGGCCGUGGUAUCGCUCAUCGCCUUGUUGGCGCCAUGGAGAAGGUCGGUCUUGCCCCCAAGGGCACGCAGAAGACUGCCGACAGUCUGGCUCUGGCCGGUGACUGCCUAGUCGCCGGUGGUGAGAAGAAGCUUUUCACUCCCAUGUACCUCAUGGUGGGCCGCAAGCCCGAGUAA
Molecule: messenger RNA, 1134 nt
Organism: Aspergillus affinis
Lineage: Eukaryota; Fungi; Ascomycota; Eurotiomycetes; Eurotiales; Aspergillaceae
Gene: erg6
Product: sterol 24-C-methyltransferase
Exons: 3
Coding region: 1-1134 (377 amino acids)
Biological process (GO): ergosterol biosynthetic process
Cellular component (GO): endoplasmic reticulum
Molecular function (GO): sterol 24-C-methyltransferase activity
Source: RefSeq, a predicted model, not a curated record